UUGUGUAUGUUCCAACCCUCCGACUAUGUCAAAAGCCGAAAACUUUGUAUAAUGAAUUAUAGACCACUACUCAUAGUACUACUCCAACACAUAUUUUACAUGUUCAGAAAGCGACAUUGAUCAUAUAUUCCUACCUAACUAGAUAUAAUUUGUCACUAUAUUGAUUCUGAUAAUCCUACCUAAUAUAAAAUCAAAUCAUAUAAAUUGCUUAUCUUCAAAGAAUUGGUAAUAGAAUUAUGAAGCUGGACUCAGUCCAAUUAGAAACAGCAAUUUUUAAGUUGUUUGUCUCUAUGAGACCAUGAAUAUUCUAAUCAUGUUAGGUGGUUUUUGGUCAUAUAUAAUCACUUUGCAUCCCAAUUGAUAUCAAAGGAGAGCUAAUCUUCUCUUGUGUUUUGGGGUGAAAAUGGCAUCUUCGGUUGUUGAGGGUGAUAAGUACCGUUCCUACUUGAGUGGGGACGAUGAGAAGAAUACUGAAUGGAGAUAUGGUGCUCCUCCUAACUAUGAUGUUGUGAACAAACUCUUUGAAGAGGGCAGAACUAAGAUAUGGCCUGCUGGGUCACUGGAAGAAAAAGUGCAGAAUCUUGUGAAGACAUGGGAAAUGGAGAUUUUCCAUAAGACCAACCCGAAUGAAUACAAAUCACUUGAUCCCAAGAAGUAUACUUUCAGCCUUAAUGGAAGGAAACCGAUAAAUUUCGGGCAACUCCGCCAACUUGGAGGGGGCUAUAAUCCAUUGAUGCUGACCUCCUUGCCUGAGAAGCUCCGGGUCUAUAACCCAGCCGAUGAAACCGCACAGACAUCUCACCUGGCCUUCACCACCGCCUUCCCCCGAGGUUUUGCACUGGAGAUUCUCCAUGUUUAUACAGGGCCACCAGUGAUUGUGUACAAAUUUAGGCACUGGGGCUUCGUGGAGGGUCCUUUUAAAGGACAUGCACCCACUGGAGAAAUGGUAGAAUUCUUUGGGAUGGCAGUCUUUGAGAUGAACAUAUGAAAAUUGUGAAGGUGGAGUUCUUUUACGACCGUGGGGAACUGCUUGGAGGUCUUCUAAAGGGUACUGCCAUGGAUGGUCCUGCCAUUGAGGCAUCUUCAAGCUGCCCUGUCCUGAGGAGCACAGGGUAGAAUGAUGCCCUUCCUUCUACAUGUGUAUACUUUUGUGGUGCCGGGUUGAACAUAAGAGCAUGGUUUGAUAGUCAAUAAGCACUUAAACAAUCUCCAGUCCCACCCUCUAGCUUUGGGUUUUCAAGUUGGCUGGCUUGGAUCUAAUGUAUGUGUAUAUUUUCUGUUUCACAAAGAUAAAUAUAAGUAAAUUUCUUAA
Molecule: messenger RNA, 1312 nt
Organism: Vitis vinifera (wine grape)
Lineage: Eukaryota; Viridiplantae; Streptophyta; Magnoliopsida; Vitales; Vitaceae
Product: pathogen-related protein
Exons: 4
Coding region: 404-988 (194 amino acids)
Source: RefSeq, a predicted model, not a curated record